CUUCCUCUUCCCCAGGCUGCAGCUGUGACCCCCAGGGCACUGUCCCUGCACGGUGUCCCUCUUGGGCUGAAGCCUGCUUCUGCAACCAGGUCAGCAGGCUGUAUUCUUGCCACCCUCACACACUGGGGCAGGACUGUAGCCACUGUGCCCCUCUCUUCUAGAACCUGGGGGGACCCCGGGGCUGUGAGCCCUGCAAAUGCCAUGCCCAACACACUGUGCAGCGGCAUGUCACCCAGGGAGUGAGGCCCCGUUGCACAUAGCUGUGGCGGCGUCCGGGUGUGAGUGAAGGUGUGUGUGCCUCUGACAAGAUGUUACUUGUGGCUGGUGUGAGUGUUCACGUGACCACCAGCACCGGGGUGUGUGGCUGCAAACAGCUGUGUGAGUCUCUGCUUUUGUGUGACAUCAGCUAUAAGGUAAUGGCAGGAUUUGGGGUAAGGCAGACAUGAGACCACACGUGCCUGACCCCACAUGCAGCCAUGUGCUAGUGUGCGGGUGACCCACUGUGAAUGGGUCCCGGCAAGUGGACUGAACGUGGCAGGGGCCGGCAGGGGAGGCUGAGGAGACACAGGUGAAGGGUAAGGAUUGAGAGCUUGUGCAGGUAGAGGGGGAUGGCCACUGUGAGCAGGAGUUUCCAGGAGGAGAGUGAUCAGCAACCAACUGAAACGAGGCCUGAAGUGUGUGCUCUUAUGUCCUUGGCAAAGAGACGGUGGGAGGCAGGGUGAAGGAGACAGCGGGCUGUUCAGAUCAGGACACAGAAUAGCAAGUCAGGAGUUGAGAAACCAGAGGGUCUGUGGGAGGCUGGCAAUGUGGGAAGGUGGGGGCUGGCCAAGGAGGUCAGGCCAGAGGAAGCAGGAAAGGGAGAAGCCUUCGGCCAAGCACAGGUGUGGGUGCUGCCCAGGGCAGCGGCAGGGCAGGGAGAAGACUCUGUGCUUGGUUUGCAUACGCUGCCUUUGAACACUUGUGUCCUUCUCCCUGACCCAGAGGAGGCUCUGUGUUCCUACUGACUGGCCCACACUCUCUUCCCUCAGGUCCCAGGUCAGUGCACCUGGGAUUGGGAGCCACACGUGCUCCAGGUGUCUAGGUACUGGGGUGACCCAGAGCAGGAAUGCAGAGGUGAGAAAGCCACUCACAUGAUCCACACCACCAGGGAUGAUGUUUCCCUGAAGGGGCCCAGUGUGGAGUAGCAGGGGAACGGUGAGGCUUUCCUGAAGGAGAACACAGCAUGUUUAUUGAUGUUUCCCCCAAAACUCAAAGAAAUACUCAUGAAAACAGCUGUUGGCAAGGCCAGGUGGGGUAUUCCUACAGAGAGCACACAUCGGGUGGCUCUUUUCUGAACCCAUCUGCCAGUCCUGCACCCCAGCUGACCCUUGACUGGACUAUAGAGCUUCCGGAGCAUUGUGCUGUUUCCCUGCCCAAAGGCUGCCAUGCCAUAUGGCCUCUGUGGCCAGGGAAGAUGCCAGUGCCCAUGGUCAUUCUAAGCAGUGGCUUGGGCAAAGGCUUGUGUGCACCCUCCCACUCACACAGGGCCGUUCUCCAGGCUUCUUGGAGGCAAGGCUGGGGCAAGUGUUGCCUGCUCCCUGCCCUAACCCUGUCUCUCCCCCACAGCCUGUGCCUGUGACCCACAGGGCUCCAUCUUGCCCAGCUGUGAUCCACACACAGGUGCCUGUUUAUGCAGAGAGGGUAUCUCAGGGAUGAGGUGCCAAGUGUGUGCCCGUGUUUCCAGAGGUGGCUUCCCACACUGCAUGUCUUGCCCUACCUGUUUCACCUCCUGGGACCUAUGUCUAGCUCUGCUCCAGCUGCAGCUGGAAAUUGGGGCCCAGAAGAUCACCUCCCUAUACCAGGGGAUGCCUGACUGGGGUGCUAGGGGCCAGGGUGAACACCUGCAGGCCCUGGAGGGGAUAUCCAGCAAGCACAGAUUCUCCUGGAAUCGUCUUCACCUGUUGCGGGGACUCUGGAGCAACUUAUGAAGUGGAUAGCUGGAUUCAGGCAAGGGGCCUUGGGUCAGUAAGGAGGAGGUCUCCAGCUAGCUUCUCAGGGUUGGGGAUUUCAGAGGGUCUCAGGUUGGCCUGUCUGAGUCCUGGGUUUUGGAGUCAGGUGGGUUUUCUUGAGUGAGGAGUCAUGGAGGAGAGUACAUCUCUGGUCAGGCUGAUAACUCCGUCUUCCUGCAGGAGGAAAGUAACUGCGUUGGUCCAGACACUGGGCCACGGGGCAGUUUGUGGCAGAAAGACAGCCAUGGUUUAGGAGGCAAUGUGAACAGCUGGAAGAAUUAUUCCGGCAGCUAGACUGUGUCAAGGGCUUGGCCUGGCCCAAAAGGGCCAUAGGAGCCCAACGUGAGGCCUAAUGGGCAGGCGGAUGGGCAGGUGAGGGUAAAGGCUAGGCUGGGGCAGAAGGAAGGGGCCAGGCGCCCUUGCUUAUGUCUCUGGGGAACCCAGAAGGCUGAUUGGCCCUGCCUCAGCCAGUGGAGCCCUGAGUCAUCCCUCUAUCCCUCCCUGCCAUCCCCUGCAGAUGCUGCGGCCCAGGUCUCCUCAGCUGCCCUGCUUUUCCAGGAGGCCCUGCUUGGAGCCCAGGUUGUGGCCACAUUUGGAGAACUGGACAGCAACCUGGGAAAGGCCCGAGAGGCCCAGCAGUGGAUGGAACAGCUGCUGCGGGGGGUGGGCCCCCCAGGGACAGGAACAGCUGUGUGGGAGCUGAAACUGAAGGAGCUGGUCAACAGGGUCCAGAUGCUGCAUCCACAGCUUCUGAGACUCCUAGUCAAAGUGGGAGUGGUGGGUGGAGAUAUGGAUCACUAUAGGGGUUUUGUCAAGGCGAGGACUCUCUUCUAGCUGUAACCUGGGUGUAGAGCACUAGGGGAUUUGGGACAUGGCAUUUCUCACUGGAUCACCUGUCUUGUUUGCAGGAAUGCAGGGAUUGGGGACCUGGGAUGGCUGUAUUCCUGUACCCUGUGUUGUUCCCUCUUGCCCUGGGACCCUGCCCACUGCCCACCGGGAUCUGCUUGCUUCCUGUAACUCUUCCGAUAGCCUGGACAUAGCUGCCACAGCCUUAGAGCAGCAUCAGCAACUGGGUUGGAGCACCGCCUGGUGCAGAAGGAGCAGACACUGGGCAAGAAGGUGGCCACUGGGCAAGAAGGUGGCCACGCUGUGGGCCCUGGAGCUGCGGGCAGCAGAGUUGCUUGAGCACAUGCCGCUAUGGGCAAAUGUGUAUGCCACCUGCUGAUUGCAGUGUAUGGAUGCCGGUAAGACAGACUCUGGGACUACCUGAGUGACUCAAAGUGACUCAAAGUGAUUGACCCAAGAAUCUCCUGACCUUGAGAGACCAAGGACCCCACUGAGUACCCACUGACGCUGAGUAACCCCCCAUGGGACCCCAUGAUAUCCUCCAAUGAUCCUCUGUCCUUGAGAAACCAGGUAUCAUGUAAAACUCAACAGAGGCCAUCUAGUGCCUUUGACCCUGAUAGAUCCUUUUCUGAGUGAUCUAAAAUUCUGAGUCACCUCUGCCCCUCAGGUUGACUACAGGAGCCCCGGGUAACUGGAGACCCCUACUCCAGAUAACUGGAAUAACUCCCAGAGACCCUGAAGGUCCAGUAGAUUGACUGCUCCCCUGCUCAGACUCUUCUUGAGAAGCCUGGUGAUUCCCAGCCCCCGGGAAGAACCCCCAGCUUUCUCCCGCGGUCCCACAGCUCUGGGUACUCUCCACCUGGCCCCAGACAGAGUGGGCAAAGUUGUGGCAGCUCAGAGCCACCAGGCCCUGGCCCUACAGACCUGCGGAGUCCCGUGGUCCCGCCUGUGGUCCCAGGGGCCAGGGUGGGGCACUUGCUAGCAGCUCGCAUUCCAAGCCCGGGCUCAGGCCUCCCGGCGGGCCAGAAGGUCUGGAGCGGAUGGAUGGCCAUAAGAUCUGGAUUCACUCACUGCCUCUGUCGACUGCCCAGCUCCCAUUUUCAUACUGGAAAACUGAGAAAGCACUUCUUGUGCCUACUUGUUGUAGUGACUAAGGGAGGUGGAGAGCCCUGGAGCCGUGACUUGCGCAGAGGAUGACCUUUCUCCACCUUUCCUCCUACCCCCUUCUUGUCCUGUCGCUUGGGCCAGGCCAACCUAAAGUCUCCCACCUCCCUAAAUAGAGGAGCUCGAUGUCUCUUUGUGUGCCCUCUCACCUCCCCGCUGACGCUGGAGCCCUGGGACUGAACAGCCUCACUGAUGGUGACUUCCACAGCGCCUACAAUGCUAGGGACAAAGGCUGUGUUCCGUGGGCCAUUUGAAGUCUCAAAUCAGACUCCUUUCCUUUGCUCAUGCCACACCCCCUCCUUGGUGCGCCCCCUAACUGUGGUGGCUUAAAGACAACCCCCCUUCCCCUUGCUCCGCAGGGGUCUGGGCAAGGGAGCUCAGUAAAGAUUUGCAGGAUGGAGCGGGCCUCAGGGGACCGAGGGAGGAACCUACGGGGACAGCCUGGGCCCUGGGAGCUUCGACUGGGCCUACUGCUGAGUGUGCUGGCCACCACCCUGGCCCAGGCCCUGGCCCCGGAUGUGCCAGGCUGUUCGAGGGGAAGCUGCUACCCUGCUACAGGUGACCUGCUAGUCGGCCGUGCUGACAGACUGACUGCCUCAUCCACCUGUGGUUUGCAUGGCCCCCAGCCCUACUGCAUCGUUAGUCACCUGCAGGAUGAGAAGAAGUGCUUCCUGUGUGACUCCCGGCGCCCCUUCUCUGCUAGAGACAACCCAAACAGCCAUCGCAUCCAGAAUGUAGUUACCAGCUUUGCACCACAGCGCCGGGCAGCCUGGUGGCAGUCAGAGAAUGGUGUCCCCGUGGUCACCAUCCAGCUGGACUUGGAGGCUGAGUUUCAUUUCACGCACCUCAUUAUGACCUUCAAGACAUUUCGUCCUGCUGCCAUGCUGGUGGAGCGCUCAGCUGACUUCGGACGCACCUGGCAUGUGUACCGAUAUUUUUCCUAUGACUGUGGGGCUGACUUUCCAGGAGUCCCACUCGCCCCCCCACGGCACUGGGAUGACAUAGUCUGUGAGUCCCGCUACUCAGAGAUUGAGCCAUCCACUGAAGGCGAGGUCAUCUAUCGUGUGCUGGAUCCUGCCAUCCCUAUCCCAGACCCCUAUAGCCCACGGAUCCAGAACCUGCUGAAGAUCACCAACCUACGGGUGAACCUGACACGCCUGCAUACGCUGGGGGACAAUCUGCUCGACCCACGGCGGGAGAUACGUGAGAAAUACUAUUAUGCCCUCUACGAGCUGGUUGUGCGUGGCAACUGCUUCUGUUACGGACACGCCUCGCAGUGUGCACCCGCCCCAGGAGCACCAACCCAUGCUGAGGGCAUGGUUCAUGGGGCCUGCAUCUGCAAACACAACACUCGUGGCCUCAACUGUGAGCAAUGUCAGGAUUUCUAUCAUGACUUGCCCUGGCGUCCAGCUGAGGAUGGCCACAGUCAUGCCUGCAGGAAGUGCGAGUGCCAUGGGCACACCCACAACUGCCACUUUGACAUGGCUGUAUACCUGGCGUCUGGCAACGUGAGUGGAGGUGUGUGUGAUGGAUGUCAGCACAAUACAGCUGGGCGCCACUGUGAACUCUGCCGACCCUUCUUCUACCGUGACCCAAGCAAGGACCUCCGGGACCCAGCUGUGUGCCGCUCCUGUGAUUGUGACCCCAUGGGUUCCCAAGACGGUGGUCGCUGCGAUCCCCAUGAUGAUCCUGCUCUGGGGCUGGUUUCGGGCCAGUGUCGCUGCAAAGAACAUGUGGUGGGCUCUCGCUGUCAGCGAUGCCGUGAUGGCUUCUUCGGGCUCAGUGCCAGCGACCCUGCAGGCUGCCGGCGGUGUCAGUGUGAUGCACGGGGCACAGUGCCUGGGGUCACCUCCUGUGACCCCAACAGUGGAACCUGUUUCUGCAAGCGUCUAGUGACUGGACGUGGCUGUAACCGCUGCCUGCCUGGUCACUGGGGCCUGAGCCAUGACCUGCUUGGCUGCCGUCCGUGUGAUUGCGACGUGGGUGGUGCCUUGGAUCCCCAGUGCAAUGAGGCCACAGGCCAGUGCCGCUGUCGCCAGCACAUGGUGGGGCGACGCUGUGAGCAGGUGCAGCCUGGCUACUUCCGACCCUUCCUUGACCACCUAACUUGGGAGGCUGAGGACACCCGAGGACAGGUGCUCGAUGUGGUGGAGCGCUUGGGGACCCCUGGUGGGACUCCAUCCUGGACAGGCCGGGGCUUUGGUAGGCUGCAGGAGGGUCAGACACUGGAGUUCCUGGUGGCCUCUGUGCCGAGAGCCAUGGACUACGACCUGCUGCUGCGCUUGGAGCCCCAGGUCCCUGAACAGUGGGCAGAGAUGGAAGUGACUGUGCAGCGCCCAGGGCCUGUGUCUGUCCACAGCCUGUGUGGGCAUGUGCUGCCCAAGGAUGACCACAUCCCAGGGACUCUGCAACCAGAAACCAGGUAUAUGGUGUUUCCCAGACCUGUCUGCCUUGAGCCUGGCAUCUCCUACAAACUGCAUCUGAAGCUGGUGCGAACAGGGGGAAGCGCUCAGACCGAGGCUCCCUACUCUGCACCCAGCCUGCUCAUUGACUCGCUGGUGCUGCUACCCCGUGUCCUGGUGCUGGAGAUGUUUAGUGGGGGGGAUGCUACUGCUCUGGAGCGCCGUGCCACCUUUGAACGCUACCGCUGCCACGAGGAGGGGCUGGUGCCCAGCAAGACCCCUCCCUCGGAGGCCUGUGCCCCUCUCCUCAUCAGCCUGUCCGCCCUGCUCUACAACGGUGCCUUGCCCUGUCAGUGUGACCCCCAGGGCUCACUGAGUUCUGAGUGCAAUCCCCACGGCGGCCAGUGCCUUUGUAAACCUGCGGUGGUGGGGCGCCGCUGUGAUCUCUGUGCCCCUGGCUUCUACGGCUUUGGCCCCACAGGCUGUCAAGCCUGCCAGUGCAGCCCCGAGGGGGCGCUCAGUGGCCUGUGCGAAGGGACCAGCGGGCAAUGCCCCUGCCGAACUGGUGCCUUUGGGCUUCGCUGUGAUGGCUGCCAGCGGGGCCAGUGGGGAUUCCCUAGCUGCCGGCCAUGCGUCUGCAACGGGCAUGCAGACGAGUGUGAUGCCCGGACGGGAGCUUGCCUGGGCUGCCGCGAUCACACAGGGGGUGAGCACUGUGAAAGGUGCGUUGCUGGCUUCCACGGGGACCCACGGCUCCCAUAUGGGGACCAGUGCCGGCCCUGUCCCUGCCCUGAAGGCCCUGGGAGCCGGCGGCACUUUGCUACUUCUUGCCAUCGGGAUGGGUACUCCCAGCAGAUCAUGUGCCACUGUAGGGCAGGCUACACAGGGCUGCGGUGCGAUGCUUGUGCCCCUGGGUACUUUGGGGACCCGUCAAGGCCAGGUGGCCAGUGCCAACCAUGUGAGUGCAGUGGGAACAUUGACCCCACGGACCCUGAUGCCUGUGACCCCCGCACGGGGCAGUGCCUGCGCUGCUUACACCACACGGAGGGGCCGCACUGUGCCCACUGCAAGCCUGGCUUCCAUGGACAGGCUGUCCGACAGAGCUGUCACCGCUGCACCUGCAACUUGCUGGGUACAGAUCCCCAGCAGUGCCCGUCUACUGACCGCUGCAACUGUGACCCAAGCAGUGGGCAGUGCCCAUGCCUCCCCAAUGUCCAGGGCCCUAGCUGUGACCGCUGUGCCCCCAACUUCUGGAACCUUACCAGUGGCCAUGGCUGCCAGCCCUGUGCUUGCCACCCAAGCCGAGCCAGAGGCCCCACCUGCAAUGAGUUCACGGGGCAGUGCCACUGCCGUGCUGGCUUUGGUGGGCGAACCUGUUCUGAGUGCCAGGAGCUCCACUGGGGGGACCCUGGGUUGCAGUGUCGCGCCUGUGAUUGUGACCCUCGUGGAAUAGACACACCUCAGUGUCACCGCUCCACGGGGCACUGCAGCUGCCGCCCAGGCGUGUCUGGCGUGCGCUGUGACCAGUGUGCCCGUGGCUUCUCAGGGGUCUUUCCUGCUUGCCAGCCAUGCCACGCAUGCUUCGGGGACUGGGACCGCGUGGUACAGGACUUGGUUGCCCGUACACGGCGCCUGGAGCAGCGGGCGCAGGAGCUGCAGCAGACGGGUGUACUGGGUGCCUUUGAGAGCAGCUUCUGGCACAUACAGGAGAAGCUGGGAACUGUGCAGGGGAUUGUGGGUGCCCGCAACACCUCAGCUGCCUCCACUGCACAGCUCGUGGAGGCCACAGAGGAUCUGCGGCGUGAAAUUGGAGAGGCCACUGAGCACCUGACCCAGCUGGAGGCAAAACUGACGGAUGUGCAGGAUGAGAACUUCAAUGCCAACCAUGCACUGAGCAAUCUGGAGCGAGAUGGGCUUGCACUUAAUCUCACACUGCGGCAGCUGGAUCAGCAUCUGGACCUGCUCAAGCAUUCAAACUUCCUGGGUGCCUAUGAUAGCAUCCGCCAUGCCCACAGUCUGUCUGCAGAGGCAGAACAUCGUGCCAACACAUCGGCCUUGACGGUGCCCAGCCCUGUGAGCAGCUCAGCAGAUACUCGGCACCGGACGGAGGUGCUGAUGGGUGCCCAGAAGGAGGACUUCAACCGCAAACACAUGGCCAACCAGCGGGCACUAGGCGAGCUCUCUGCCCAUGCCCAUUCCCUGAGCCUGACAGCCAUAAAUGAACUGGUGUGUGGACCCCCGGGGGAUGCACCCUGUGCUACAAGCCCUUGCGGGGGUGCUGGCUGUCUGGACGAGGAUGGGCAACCCCGCUGCGGGGGCCUCGGCUGCAACGGGGCAGUAGCCAUGGCGGACCUGGCACUGGGUCGGGCCCGGCACACACAGGCAGAGUUGCAGCGGGCUCUGGCAGAAGGUGGCGGCAUCCUCAGCCAGGUGGCUGAGACCCGUCGGCAGGCAGGCGAGGCACAACAGCGGGCCCAGGCAGCCCUGGACAAGGCUAAUGCUUCCAGGGGACAGGUGGAGAAGGCCAACCAAGAGCUUCGGGAACUUAUCCAGAAUGUGAAGGACUUCCUCAGCCAGGAGGGGGCUGAUCCCGAUAGCAUUGAGAUGGUGGCCACACGAGUGCUAGAGCUCUCCAUCCCAGCAUCACCUGAGCAGAUUCAGCACCUGGCAGGCGAGAUUGCAGAGAGGGUCCGGAGCCUGGCAGAUGUGGACACAAUCCUGGCGCGUACCGUGGGAGAUGUGCGUCGGGCAGAGCAGCUACUACAAGAUGCACGGCGGGCAAGGAGCCGGGCUGAGGGUGAGAAACAGAAGGCAGAAACAGUACAGGCAGCACUGGAGGAAGCCCAGAGGGCCCAGGGUGCUGCUCAGGGUGCCAUCCAGGGGGCAGUAGUCGACACACAGGACACGGAGCGGACCCUGCACCAGGUGCAGGAGAAGAUGGCAGGUGCGGAGCAGGCACUGAGCUCUGCAGGGGAGCGGGCUCAGCAAUUGGAUGGUCUCCUGGAGGCUCUGAAAUUGAAACGAGCAGGGAAUAGCCUGGCAGCCUCUAGUGCUGAAGAAACAGCAGGCAGUGCCCAGGGUCGUGCCCGGGAAGCUGAGCAGCUGCUGCAGGGCCCACUAGGCGACCAGUACCAGACAGUGAAGGCCUUGGCUGAGCGCAAGGCCCAGGGGGUGCUGGCUGCACAGGUGCGGGCAGAGCAACUUCGGGAUGAGGCUCGAGGCUUGUUGCAGGCUGCUCAGGACAAGCUGCAACGGCUGCAAGAGCUGGAGGGCACCUAUGAGGAGAACGAGCGGGCACUGGAAGGCAAAGCAGCCCAGCUGGAUGGACUGGAGGCCAGGAUGCGUAGUGUGCUUCAAGCCAUCAACUUGCAGGUUCAGAUCUACAACACCUGCCAGUGACCCCUGCGGGAUUCCUACCCCAGUCCCCAGCCCCGCCCCGCCCCCGUUACUGCCUCUGCAUGGAAAAGUUCCUAGCCUGACCAGGCCCCCAAUAAACCGCUGUGAAUCCC
Molecule: messenger RNA, 9909 nt
Organism: Callorhinus ursinus (northern fur seal)
Lineage: Eukaryota; Metazoa; Chordata; Mammalia; Carnivora; Otariidae
Gene: LAMB2
Product: laminin subunit beta 2
Biological process (GO): substrate adhesion-dependent cell spreading; tissue development; axon guidance
Cellular component (GO): laminin trimer
Source: RefSeq, a predicted model, not a curated record